Messenger RNA from Cucurbitaria berberidis CBS 394.84, 1797 nucleotides. RefSeq names its product MFS general substrate transporter. Lineage: Eukaryota; Fungi; Ascomycota; Dothideomycetes; Pleosporales; Cucurbitariaceae. The transcript is spliced from 2 exons. Bases 1 to 1797 code for a protein of 598 amino acids. The record is from RefSeq and is a predicted model, not a curated record. Gene Ontology annotation, molecular function: transmembrane transporter activity. Gene Ontology annotation, biological process: transmembrane transport.
AUGAACGACAGCGACGAUGAAGAAUUCGACACACGGGCAGAGCAUCACCGACGAUCACGCGACUUUCUGAUAGACACCAAUGUUCAAGCAGGGACUGCGAUUCCGAGUGCCGAUGUUUCAGAGCGGACGGAAGCCACCAAAGGCAAGCUUGUGGCAUGGCGCUCCUUACCUCGAAAAGACCAACUGCUCGUUCUGACGCUCGCACGACUAUCUGAGCCAUUAACACAAACCUCACUGGGCUCAUACCUAUUCUACCAACUACAGUCCUUUGAUCCGUCGCUACCCGAUUCAACCAUUUCCUACCAAGCGGGCAUCAUCCAAGCUUCCUUUCCGGCAGCGCAGUUUCUUACUGCAAUACUCUGGGGCCGCUUUGCAGAUUCCGAGCAUGGCGGGAGGAAGAAGGUCAUUUACAUUGGCUUGUUAGGAACUAUGUGUAGUGUUAUCGGGUUCGGUUUCUCGCAUAGCUUCGCCAUGGCAGUGGCCUUCAGAAGCCUGGGCGGGAUCUUGAACGGCAAUAUUGGCGUAAUGCGGACGAUGAUUAGCGAGAUCGUCAAAGAGAAGAAAUACCAAAGCAGAGCUUUUAUCAUCCUGCCAAUGACGUUCAACAUCGGUGUCAUCAUUGGGCCCAUACUAGCAGGUGGUCUUCUUGCAAACCCCGUAGCGAGCUAUCCAUCCGUAUUUGGCCCUGGCUCGCGCUUGGGUGGCAAGGAAGGCGUUCAAUGGAUGAUUCACUGGCCCUAUGCACUGCCAAACCUGAUGAGUGCUGGUUUUCUGUUUUUCAGCAGCAUGACUAUUCUCUUGUUUCUCGAGGAGACGAGUGAACUUUGCAAACAUAAGCCCGAUUCCGGCCUUCGUAUCGGUCGCUGGAUCCGCCGCCAUAUUCUGCGCCAGAACAUUGCCACUGAGUCAGGAUACGCUGCUGUCCCCAGCGAUGAAUGGGCAGCCUCAUCAGACCUCGAACUGCAGCCGACACCAAUAUCCGCGAAUCCAGAAAACUCAUCUCCGUCUGAUAAACCCGGUAAAAGCUUUCGCCAAAAGCUUCCCUUCCGCCGAAUAUGGACGCGCAACCUCAUCAUCACUCUCUGCGCGCAUGGUAUCCUGGCAAUGCAAGCAGGUGGCUUUAACAGUCUGUGGUUCAUCUACCUCUCCACACCGCGCUUCGAUCCGUUGAACCCGCAUCCUCCGGGCUUCAAGCCCCACGGCUUUUUCCAUUUCACAGGCGGUCUUGCCCUACCGCCGCCGCGUAUCGGUCUCGCCCUCGCAAUCCUAGGGGUCAUUGGUAUAUCGCUGCAAAUCCUCCUGUACCCCAAACUAUCGCACAAGCUCGGGGCAGCGAAGAGCUACCGCAUUUUUCUAGCGCUAUUUCCCGUUACAUAUGCCCUGGCACCGUUUUUAAGUCGAGUGCCGAGCUGGAGCAAAGCGCCUGACGGUGUUAGCGGCCCUUACAUAUGGAUUGCUAUUACGGCUGUGUUGUCUAUUCAGGUCCUUGCGAGGACAUUUGCGCUACCUUCUGCUGCUAUCCUAAUCAACAAUGUUAGUCCGCAUCCAUCGGUGCUUGGGACGGUUCAUGGGAUUGCGCAAACUGUGGGAAGCUUGACGAGGACUUUCGGGCCGAUCAUGUUCUCUUGGGUGUUUGGUAGAGGACUAGAAAUGGGUGUUGUAGGGCUUGCGUGGUGGCUGAUGGCAGCUGUUGCCAUCUUCGGGUGUGUUAUCGCGCAAUACGUGAGGGAAGGAGAUGGGCACGAGAUUCUGAUGGAAGGAGAAGUCAAGGGAGAAGAUGGAGUUGUCAGGAGGUAA